AUGGAUUCUGAUGAGAAGGCUUUCGCGAUAACAGAGAGAAACAAAGCUUUGCUAUCAAAAUGCUACGAGGCGGCUCUUGUUAAGAGUCACCUUGAAUCAUACUUAGCUUUGACUCGAGUCGACUCAGCGAUACAGGACUUGCUCUCAUGCCCUGAAAACAUGUGGAAGGAAGGGAUAAGUCCCGCUCUUGACACAGAUCUCAGAAAAUUGGCACAAAUUAGGGCUUUCUGAACCUUGACCUUACCGAAUUACAAGCAACGAUUUAUCAAGGUACAGACUUCAGCUUUCUCAGUACAAGGAUUGGCAUAAAGUAAAAGAAUACACACAGGAGCUGCUGCAUUCAGAUGAUGCCGGCUGGGUACCGCCCCAACUUGACUUUGAGAAAGUUCAAGCAAGGCAUAAUGAACUAUUCCAACUUUUAUUCAGAGAAAAUCAGAAGUCUUGCCAGAAGAGGAAGCAAAGAAGCUCUGGUUUUAUAUUGGCAAGUCAGAUGCGAGAAAAUAGGGA
This is a messenger RNA of Blastomyces gilchristii SLH14081, 507 nucleotides long. RefSeq lists its product as uncharacterized. Lineage: Eukaryota; Fungi; Ascomycota; Eurotiomycetes; Onygenales; Ajellomycetaceae. Bases 1 to 231 code for a protein of 76 amino acids. The transcript has a single exon. The record is from RefSeq and is a predicted model, not a curated record.